AUGGAUAUAUUGUUGGAACGAUCAGACGACUCAGAGUAUGAUUACCUGAAUAGCGCUCGCGCCAGUAGCGAAGAGCGAGUCUAUCCGGCAUCCAGGUCGACGUCGAGCGAUUCAAUACCCUCGAUUCCAUCACUUGGAGAGGACGAUCAUUCCUUACUAUCUUUCAGUAAUCCGUCAACACCAGGCUCCGCGCUGAAAAGACCUAGCACGGAGCGAAAAGAGAGGGUCCUUUCCUCCCCACCAGCCGAGAACUGCGCGCUCGACCAUCCGCUCCUGCGCUUCUCUGUUGAUGAUUACGAAGAUACUAUCCAAGUUUUAUUACCUCCUCUAGAAACGCCCACAAAGGUUCCGCCCGCGACUCUUCGGGCAUCCUUCAAAUCCAAUCUCACCGCCUCCCUCCAAGCCCUAAAGUCCGCCGCAAAGUCUUUCUCAAACUUCACCGCCCCCAGCGUCCCCGCGGAUGACCUCCUCACCCGCUCCCUCCUCUCUCCGCGUUUCACUAGCGAGAUGCGCCCGAAGCCGCUGCAAGGUGUGCCCACGCCCGCCAUGCGCCGCUACUUGAACCCAACAGCAGUCGCCCGUCCCGUGUCACGUGCCGACCUUUCCACCCAGCUCCACGAGGCCCUCCUCGUCGGCACGGCCUCAUUCGACGAUGUGGACAACACUGCCCCCAUGAUUCAGCUCCAGACCUACGAGCGCCGCCACUCGCGCAGCACGUCGCGUCGGCGGCGCUCUCCGUCCCCUGGAUCCGCUAAUGGAGCCAUCGAUCCGCAGUCCGAGGCUGGGAGAGCGCUGCUUGCGCCGGCGGUUCGCCAGCGGGAGCCGAGAGAGAAUAGUGACUUCUUGAGGGUUAUUGUGCUCGAGAUGAAUAUGCGACGGGAGGGCAAGCUGGAUGCGAAAGCCAUGGGGAAGGCGAGGGUUUGGCUGCCACCGCGGAAGACGGGCGCGGCUGGUGUGCAGGACGUGCCGGGGCGGGUGCCACGUAGGUGGAGGGGCAUGACUGUCGACGAUUGA
Molecule: messenger RNA, 1014 nt
Organism: Coniosporium apollinis CBS 100218
Lineage: Eukaryota; Fungi; Ascomycota; Dothideomycetes
Exons: 1
Coding region: 1-1014 (337 amino acids)
Source: RefSeq, a predicted model, not a curated record